AUGCCAGCACCUAAGAUUGCUACCGUUCCCCACUUUGGUUUCAUCACUCCCGAGAAACUCGUCCGUGUUGCUCCCUCUGCUGCAGUCUGGGGUGCCGCUGCUGGUGCUGCUGUCCUUUUGCUUGGUAGUGAUAUCCCAAUUAUCAAGCGUGAUAUCCUUUCUAAGGUUCCCUUUGUCGGCAGCUACUGGGCUGUUGCUGCUCCCGCACAGGACGAAGAAUAA
This is a messenger RNA of Umbelopsis ramanniana AG, 222 nucleotides long. RefSeq lists its product as uncharacterized. The coding region runs from base 1 to 222 and encodes 73 amino acids. NCBI's taxonomy places the organism in Eukaryota, Fungi, Mucoromycota, Umbelopsidomycetes, Umbelopsidales, Umbelopsidaceae. Gene Ontology annotation, biological process: mitochondrial electron transport, ubiquinol to cytochrome c. The transcript has 3 exons. The record is from RefSeq and is a predicted model, not a curated record.